AUGUCUAAGCCCAAAGUCACAAAUUCCGAUCUUAACCUUAGGAUCCAUACGGUCCUGCAUCAAGCAAACAUGUAUCUUGACCCUGUUCUCAUUGAUUUUGAUGCCCCUAACAGCUUCACCCUCAUUAACCAGCUUCUGCGACGUUAUAAUAUCGACGAUACUAUGAAAGGCCAUGUUGUUAAGUAUUACACACCCCACGGUCUGUGGGUGUCAGAGACGCGAUCAGCGAACGACAGGAUUGAAGUCGAUGAUGGAGAUGUCGCUAACUAUAUCACAAACUACGCAGUAGGAAACGGAUUCAUUUCACAAAGCUACAUUACCUCAUGGAAGCAAUUCAAUGUUAACUACAAUAAGGUCAGAGCCACAGAAAGAAAGCCGGCACGAGCCCGCAGGAACAAAGUGGGACUACCACGUCUGUCUCCACUGCGACAAGUCAUGACAGCUGAAGCGGAAGAUGCCACCAGCCUUCACUCGGAUAAUAUCAGCAUGAUUGUUAACAGACAUUCCUGGCCAUCGAGCACUGCCCAUAGAGGUUGGGUCAUAAGAACUGACCAGCUCACCCGAGGCGAUGUUGAUUGGCUUGAAGCCGCAGAUCCAAAUUCAUACUACUCAUUGCCGUUUUCUGAGCCUGUGAGAUGUGGAUUGGGUGUCGGGGGUAUGCUCCGGAAGGCGUCGAAGUCCGCGUUGUCGUAUUUGAUAUGCGGAGCUAGGUAG
Penicillium waksmanii is the source of this 714-nucleotide messenger RNA. RefSeq lists its product as uncharacterized. The transcript has a single exon. The coding region runs from base 1 to 714 and encodes 237 amino acids. Lineage: Eukaryota; Fungi; Ascomycota; Eurotiomycetes; Eurotiales; Aspergillaceae. The record is from RefSeq and is a predicted model, not a curated record.